GGAAGCGAGGGGAGGGGCAGGGGUUGUACUAGAUUCAGUCUGUGCGUAAUGUAGUGCUCAAGGGGUCUCAGCAGGAGAGUCCCAUUUUAGAAACAAAAAAGGUGCAAAUGACUAGAGUGAACAGAGACAGGAUGAUAUGAGAGGCAUUUAUUAUUUUUGGCCACGGCUACUACUGCGAGCGAGCAAAAAAUAUCGAAGCAUCCUGCACACAUUUGUAUUUCUGUCUGCAGGAUUUGGAUAUUGCAUCCUGCUUGGCAGCUAUGCUUACUCAAGACAUCAUCAAUUAGCCAGAUCUAGAAAUAUUAAUACCACCAACUCUAGCACACAGAAUGGUGCAAUGCAAAAUACUGGCUCUAAAACCCAGAAAGCAACCAUUUCCUUUAAAUCUGGCAAAGUAAUCCAACUGGUAAACAAUGAGCCAGAAGAUGAUGGAUACGAUUUAGAAGACUUAGAAUCAGAACUAGAAGGGAGACGGCACAGAGUGUGGGAAGUAUGCGUUGCUCGUGGCCUGAACACAGAGGGAAAGCCAAAUGCAUGGGAAUUUUUCAUAGAUCCUACACACAGUCUAAUUUGGUGCAACAUAUUUAAAGCUGCAAGUUCCACAUGGCUAUAUAAUUUCAAUCUGCUGGGAGGCUACAAAGAAAAGUAUCUACGCCAGUCCAAAAAAAAUCCUCUUGUUUUAGCCAGAUCCAAUUUCCCAAGGCCUACCAUAAAGCAACUUCAAGAAGCGCUCCCUAAAUCACUUUCUUUCCUUAUUGUGCGCGAACCAUUUGAACGUCUGCUAUCGGCAUACAGAAAUAAGAUUGAAGGUCUCCCACAUCGUUUCUACCGCAAAAUGGGCAGAGAAAUAGUUGCAAAAUAUCGGAAAAGUAAUUCACCGCCCAAUGUUAUAAAUCCUACUCCAACAGGACCUACAUUUUCUGAAUUUGUGAAUUAUAUAACAGACACAGCAGGAUCUUACAAAGUGACAAAAUUUGAUGAGCACUGGGCUCCAUAUUACUCAUUCUGUACACCUUGCCAAGUUAACUUUACUGUCAUUGCAAAACUUGAGACUCUGACCCGUGAUCAGGAAUAUAUAAUCAGAAGAGCUGGACUUGAAAAUAUACUUAAACUAUCAAGGCACAAAGACAGGCCUAAAAUGAUUCUGAAUAAAGCAAGGGAUGGCAAAAACACCAACGAUUUAACAAGAAGAUACUAUGGUCAACUGUCAAAGAAGCAGCUGAAGAAAUUGCAUUAUAUUUAUGGACUCGAUUUUGAAAUGUUUGGAUAUAAUGUCACAAAAUAUUAUGAAAUAGUUAAGGAAGAUACAUAAAUCCAUGCGCAUGCAGAUAUGGAUGUAUCUAUGAGUGUAGGAAGAUUGUUUUGCUAAAAAAGAAUUUGGUACCUGAUUAUAUCAAAAUUAUUCAUAUUUUUCUAUCCUACAACAUAUAUCAUAUGAUGUAUAAGCAGAAAAGAUAAAACCAUGCCACUUAAACACCACAAUAUUCAGAAUAACUAAAGAAAAUCAGAGAAAUUGUAGGUCUAUCAACAUUUGUUGUGGACAAUACAUUCCAAAAGUGAGAUUGUGUAAUGUAAUUUUUGUACAUGUUAGUGUCCUAUAUUUUUACUUGACGUACUACAAAUUACAGCAGCUCAGAUACUGGGAUCAACAUUUAAGAAUAUGCUCAUUAUAUAUGAAAGUAAACAGAAAUGGUAUUUAGUUAAUAGGAUUACACUCAAAACAUAAAAGAAAAGCACAUCUACAUUAAAGGUGUUAAAACUCAUAAAUCUGCUGCUAAAGUAUAUGAAAAUUAGUCCGCAUGUAAAAAAUAUUUUGUAUACUAUAUACAUUAAACAUAAAUCUAAAAAAAUGGGCGAGUUUAGUUAUCUGCAAAAGGAAGUGAAUUCUGACAGUUCUGAGAGCUGUGGAUAUUCAUAGAUAUAAAUUUCCACAAUGCAAUGCAUAAAACAGAAGCAAUUAUAUGUGCAUAUUUAGAAUAAAUAAUUUCUGUGUUGAGUCAGUUGUGAAUACCAAGUACAGAGACACAAGCAACAUCAACAAUAUUAAAUAUUCAUGUUUUAACUUGUCAAUAAGAUGUGCAAUUAUAAUUAACACAUUGAAAUGUGAAAAAUAUCCAUUUCCUUCUGAGGAGCUGUAAGCUUAAUAGAUAUAAGCAGAUAAGAUCAUAAACAGCACACUGAUAUUUAAUACCUUGAAAAACAAGAGAACUUUCAGCACUGCAUCGCCAUUUCAAUUCAGUAAAUUUAAUUACUGCAUACUUACAGUAUAUAUGUUAGGGUGCAUUUAAGUAGGUGUUCAAAUGCUGAUUUUUCAGAUAUGCAAACAAAUUUUGACAGAAGUCACCUACAAUCAGCAUUCUACUUAUAAGUAACAGUUCACUCAAGAAAUGUGUGUUGGUUGAAAAAAAAACAACUAUGAUAAUUCAUAUUUCUAUUCUGUGUGCCUAAAUUUACUUUUCCAGCUCCAUAACUGUAGUUUUAAAUCUGUUCAGUUAGUGAUUUUCAAUGAUUAAUAAUUAAGUAAUCUCAUUUGUUACCAAUUGUCUGUUCCCUAAUUUUUCAAUUAACUCAAGAUUUUACUUUAUUGUCAGUCAAAUUUUAUUAGAGUUUUCAGUCAUUUUACCUAGGAUCCACAAGUAUUAACUAUCACUUUCACGUAAAUGAUGCACAGUACAAUGUUGUGGAAUAAACUGUAAGACAUUAAUGUUUGGAAAACACCAAGCAGCUGUAGAAUUGUCCCACAUCAUUGCCACAACUGGAAUAAACCUUCCCGCCCCACAACCGAUACUGAUUGAAGGCCACUGAAGAAAAUAGGUAUUGUUCAACCAUAUAUUCUGUAGACACCCCUCCCCCUUGAAGCAGACAACACAGAGUGGAAAGAUGUCAAAAGCCUAGUUCACAUGUGUCCAAAUUUAUAUAUAUAUAAAAAAGAAAAGUCAUGCGUACAGAUAAUCAGGACUUCUCUUUACUAGUUCCAGAUUUUUCCAGAGUUCGAAACUAUUCACAAUUAUUCCUCUUGUUCCCUUUUCUCCUCCAAUUAUAUAAUUUUCUAAAACUACUGAAGCACGGCACAAACAUUAUAAAAUGAAGAAUACUUUCUGUAAAGUUAUUCCAAUAAAAUUUAGAUAUUGCCAUGUGAUUAAUGUGUUCAAUUUGGAUUCUGACGUACUAUAAAUAGGAAUGAUAAACUCUUUAAAGAAAUUUAUAUAACAUGGAACAGCAAAUGCUAUGUGUAUAAGACUGUAAGAAAAGUAGAACUGUCCCACUACAUGUUACUGGGGCACCUGAAUGGAGAGGAGGUAUAGCUUCUACUUGUUCUUCAUCUUGGCACUAGAUGGGAGUGAGUGAUCAGUGUCACACCCUGGCCAUGAUUUACCCCUGGGGAAAGGACCCCCAUACCCACUGAAUAUAAGGCUAGGUGGGCCCCACAGUCAGUCUGGGUGAAAAGGUUAGAAGAACAAUUCUUUGCCCCUGUUGAGAAUCAAACUGCAGUCGUCCAGUCCAAAGUCAGACACUUUCGUGACAGCUACUCUGACUUGUACAAGGAUGUAUGUACUAUUAUCUGAGCCUGUAUUACUUCUGUAUACAUGAUAGUAUUUUGGAAAACACUAAUUUAUUCUCAAGUUCUUGCACAUCCCUCAUAGCAUUUGAUAUUUGUAUAGAAUUAAAUCAAAAUAAGAUGACUCAUCACCAUAAAAACCUUAAAUCCUACUAAAUCAAGAUAAUAUUCCUAAAUUACUGACAAGAUCUCUCAAAGGGAAUGCUUCUAAAAUGUGUUGUAAUUCUUAGUUAAAACCAUACAAAUAAGCAUGGUUCACAUUAUUUUAACUGCAGGUGAUACAUCUGUUUGUCUAUCCAGAGUAACAAACUUAAUGUUACAAACUGCAUUCCAUUAAGAAUCUCAAAACUGUUGUAUAACUGGUCUUUUAAAGGUACAGGAGCAAGCAAGUGGUACCUACUUAUUUUCUGUCUGUAAUGUUUUAACACUCAGAUAUUUGCUUAACCUGAUACUUUGCACAAGCCUGUCUGGUUCUGAAAAGAGUUAGUACAAAAUACCACAUUAUAACUUAAAGAACUAAGUAUAAUUCUUGGAACAUGCAGGGCUUAAGAAAUUGUAUACCAUAAUAAUUUUAACACAGAAACUGCCAAAAUAUGAACGCUCCAUUUAACUCAGAAAUAACGAACAUAGAACAAUUAAAAAUUUCUACCUGAGGCCUAUAUAGACUAUAAAUAUGGUACCAAAAAUGGAAUUUAUCACGAAGAAAUGAAAUAUGGCAAUAUUAUGUUUAAGUGCAAUAUUUAGCUUCUUGGUUUAUCUUACAUAUUUUAGUUAUUUCCUUUUGAGAGAUUUUAAUCAUAACAGAAAUUCUAUAUCAGUCAAGUGAUUUCCUUACCCAAACAUCUGGAUAAUCAAAACUGUUCAGUCCACUAACACAAUAUAUUUAUUAUCCUGCCUAUUCAUCUCAAAUGAAAACUAUUCUGAACAACAAAUUUUCUUACCAAAUUUUAACAGAAAUUUUUGUUCAAAACCAUCAAAUACUUCAAAACGUAAGCAUUUAUCACAGAAAAUACUGGCUAAGGAACUCACAAUUUGUAAAAUUAUUAUUAACAUGAGCAGACAAAAAUCUGGAGACUGGAAUGAACUGGAGAAGUUUGAAAAUCACACACUAAAAUAUUGCCUCUUCUAAGACAAUGGUCAUCAACUAUCAAAUGAACUUGUCACUGAAUGUCUCCCAGAAAUUAAGAAUGUCAAUGAGAAAAUAACUUGACUGUUACUGAGAGCUGUAAAUGAUGCUAAAAACUUGACACUUGCAACAUGUUAUCAUCCUGUGCCAUUAUCUUCUCACUCAUUAAUCCAUCUGUAAAUAGUUUCUGACAGAAUGCUGCACAAAUAUUCCAUUGCCAAUAUAACUGUCUAAUUUCAAUAAUAUGUACAUAUAUAAAAUUAAAUAUAUCACAACUGUAGCAUUCCUAAAUGCCUUUUUAAAUAUAAAAUAUGGGACUCUGGGUUCAGUCAAUCCACUGCCCAUAUUAACAAUUUUUAAUAUUCAGAAGCAGCUGCCAUUCUGAUACUUACAGAUGUACAGAUUUUUACAAAUACUAUAUAGGUGUUACUUUUCACACACUCGCAGUGUUUUGUAUAUACAAGCUUUAAAAACAAUUUUUUUAUAAAAUUCUCAGUGUGAUAUUUUGAUGGCUCAUUUUAAUAUUUUUGACAAUCACCAUAUAUUCUCUUUUUCCACACGGUGCAUUCAUGGCCAAUGCAAAGCUUAAUAAAGUUCUGUCCUUUUAUUUUAAAACGAUAACUAUUUAGACAAAUGUGUGAAGUCUUUAAUGUACUAACAUAUAAAGUGAAGUUAAACAUUUUUACUGUUCAUAUUAUAUGCUCAAAUUGGAAUACAGUAGCAAGUAGAAGUUAAAACACUAUCAAGAGCUGUCCACUAAUUAUGUAGUGAAACUCAACGAAUGAGAACCAUGGGCAUGAAGCAUCAGGACUAGAAUCAAUUCACAAGCUCCAAAAAUAUAUAAUAAUUAUGUAAAGAGGUUCCUUGUUUCAGUAGGUCAUUAGAUUAGCAUAAAUCACUAUUUCUAUCACAGACAGCAGCUACAUUUCUUUUGAGCUGGGACUAACGUUACCAUAUGAGUGAAAGCAACCAAUUUCAAAUUCUCAACAAUGCAAGAAUGUCAUGUAGCAAUAAAUAUGCAAUUCCUCAGUGCAGAUAAUUAUGAAAUAUAUGAGGAAGAUAAUUACACUGAUCUAAUCUUGGUAACAGAAACCCAUGGCUCAAGAGGAACAUGUUGCGGUACAUGUUGGUGGUUCAAUUUCAAAGCCUGCUUCUAAUAAAUGUGAUUAACGGCUGUAAAACACUACAAUUUUGGCAUGUUUGCAACAAAGCACUGGAAGUGUAGUAACGAAUGAUAUGAUAAGGCAUAAAAUUUAUUAGGUGUAUUUAGCAUUUCUUGAAAGCAGAUGCCCCAAUAAUCAAUGAUCAGUGUUCCAGUAUAUUUGAGAAAUUUGUACUAUUGAAACAUUUCUCUAUGUUCAUCUGAAAUGUGAUUACUUGUCAGGAACCUAAUUGAAUGUCAAAAGUAUAACAAAUCUUGUCUCUUCAUAUACAUUUUGGUAUGUGGAACUAAUGUGGAGAUGAAUCUCUGGAGAAAUUAUCAAUACAAUGUUUAAUGUGCCAUUUUAUACUAUCUAUAUCUUGCUGAAAUGUAUUUAAAUGCACUAAUAUUUUAUAUGUAUAUACCAUGCUGUAUAUGUGUUUAUUAUAAAAAAAAUAAAGUAACAGCCAAAAAUA
Messenger RNA from Zootermopsis nevadensis, 6302 nucleotides. RefSeq names its product carbohydrate sulfotransferase 11. The record is from RefSeq and is a predicted model, not a curated record. Gene Ontology annotation, biological process: carbohydrate biosynthetic process. Gene Ontology annotation, cellular component: membrane. Lineage: Eukaryota; Metazoa; Arthropoda; Insecta; Blattodea; Termopsidae. Gene Ontology annotation, molecular function: sulfotransferase activity.